AUGCCCCAGAGUCCUUCUGCCCAUUCCAAGGCCAGCUCUGACGACUGUUCGAAUCGUUUGUCGGAGGCGGCGCUCAGGAAGAAGAAGAAUGCCGAUGCACAGGCCGCCUUUCGAGCUCGACGCGCGAACUACAUUGCUACCCUGGAAGAGACAGUCACGAACCUCGAGUCUGUUGUCCUUCAACUCCAAGACACCUACAAGCAGACGAAGAAUGAGAAUGCUGAGUUGCGCUCGGAGAAUGCUCAAUUGCGGCAUGCGAUGAAGCAGCGCGACCGGGCGUUGAGGAGGAUAUACCAGGGCCGACCCGCGCCCAAUACCGUAUCUCCUACCGAUGAAUUCCCCCCUGCCCCUCCAUAUUCUGCUCAUGCUCCAUCGGCCAUGGUCCAAGGCGCCAUGCCCGCUGCCCAUGUCGCUCAGUACGCGGACAAUGUCAUGCGCUACCAGACGGGUCCCGAUUCGAACGUAUCUAUGGCUGGACCGUUCCACCCUGACUAUCCACAGCGCUCGCCGGCAAUGGCAUUUGCUAGCGGCAUCGACACAUCCACUCCGCCUGACAGUCACGCCCAACCGAUGGAUCCGCACAGGAUGCCAAGAUACGACCAAUAUGGUUACCCCAUGGAUGACUGUAAUCGCGAAGGGACGUGGGUUACCGAUGACCAGGGCGGCCCCUCUCCCAGCGACGUGCUCGACAGCAGCAGCUCGUCGCACUCGCCCAACUUCGUUGAAUCGCCUACGCUAACGACAUCAGACCUUGCCUACCCCCAAUACCCCCUCGACGACCAGAAGGUCAAUCUUGCUUCGCUCAACUCUGCUCCUUAUAUGUAUCCCUCCAGUCGAUCAAUAUCGCCUACUAUAUCCACACCGACAUCUACUUCAUCUACAUCUCUCGCUCCUUCUCCGUUUCCAUUUACAUUCCCUGAGGCAUCCAUGAUUCAGGAGCGGCCCGAGUUUGGCUACCGCCGGCCGCAGCCUGCUCCCCAACUUACCUUACACGGAGGCACCGCUGACAUCUCGAUAGCGGCGUCGAGUCGUGGCGCCGCACGAUACCGGACGACCCGAUCCGACCCUCUCACGCAACCACCUAUGGCCCAAGCUUUAUCUACAUAUUCCCGCCUGGACAACAGUUCCGGCGGACGUGACAGCGACGACAGUGAAGCUGCCUCAUACACAUACUCCAACCGCUCCCGGCCCCGCAGCGACAUCGCGUCAGCUCGCCCCUCACGCUCACCGUCACCAGGUCCUCCGCCCAUAUGCGGAACAUUGGCCGUAAUCAAAGCUCAAGCAUUUGGUGCUCUGCGCCGGACAAGGGCAAGAAGUAGAAAGACAUCUGAAGGUGCGGCGAAGGCAGCCGUGGAGGCGUUGGAGGCGAGAGGUAUUGGUAUGGGUAUUGGUACGACCUCAAAGCGCCCUCGCUUGCUUGUUGACGACGAUGAAUUGCAGACAUGAAUACCACUCCUUAGACUUCCUUGCACUCUGUACUAACCACACGCUUUCUAGUAUCUGGGACACCGCUACCGUAGACUACACCCAUGCAUCGCACUAUUACUUAUUCGCUAUCGCUCUCCUCCAGUCUGUGUAGCUUGUGUAUGAUACCACUUGGCUGUAGUAUACCGCAAA
Molecule: messenger RNA, 1617 nt
Organism: Postia placenta MAD-698-R-SB12
Lineage: Eukaryota; Fungi; Basidiomycota; Agaricomycetes; Polyporales; Adustoporiaceae
Exons: 2
Coding region: 1-1446 (481 amino acids)
Biological process (GO): regulation of DNA-templated transcription
Molecular function (GO): DNA-binding transcription factor activity
Source: RefSeq, a predicted model, not a curated record